AUGGAAUACGGCAUGAUGUUCAAAGGAGACGCUAUUCCGUUCCCCUCUUCCAUACUUUCCCAGCAUGUUCCCUUCAGAAUCCAGGAUGACUCUUGCACGCUCACUUGCUCGCCUGCCAUUGAUAGGCAGACCUGUCCCCUCUCGGGUGUAAGAGUCCUGGAGCUCGGCCAACUAAUAGCCGGUCCCUUCUGUGGCCAGCUCCUUGCGCACUUUGGCGCCGAAGUCAUCAAGAUUGAGCCUCCCACCACUGGAGAUCCCUUGCGGGUUUGGAGGGAAUUGGACGAGGACGGAGUGUCUCCUUGGUUCCGGAGUUUGGCACGCAAUAAGAAGAGCGUGACGUUGGAUUUGAGGAAGGAGAAGGGGAGGGAGAUCGUUGAGAAGCUGGCGCUGAAGAGUGAUGUGCUGAUUGAGAACUUCAAGCCAGGCACCAUCGAGAAAUGGGGCAUCGGCCCCUCCGAUCUCUCUCCCCUGAAUCCCUCUCUAAUCUUUACACGGAUCUCAGGCUACGGUCAAACAGGUCCUCUCCGUUCCGAGCCAGGCUUCGCAGCAGUUUGCGAAGGGUUCAGUGGGUUCCGCUUCGUGAAUGGCAAUGUAGACUCCAACGGCAAGCUAGCCGGGGCACCUGUACGCCCAAAUAUUUCGCUGGGCGAUUCGCUUGCUGGACUGCACGCUGCCUUUGGUACUGUCAUGGCUCUUCUGGCGAGGGGAAAGCUGGGUGGAAAAGGUCAGACGGUGGAUGUGGCCAUCUACGAAGCUGUCUUCAAUAUGAUGGAGGGGAUCUUGCCUGCCUAUUCCCGCACUGGGGCAGUACGAGGACCUAGUGGACCUGGGGUGACAGGCAUUGUCCCCACGAGUGCUUUCCCCACGAGCAAAGACGAAGAGUAUGUUAUUAUCGGUGGCAACGGCGAUUCUAUAUACCAGCGACUCAUGCAGCGUAUUGGGAGAGAAGACCUCACCGGGGAGGCGUACGCCAACAAUGCGAAGCGAGUCGAGAGACAAGGCGAAAUUGAAGAUGCUAUAACGGCCUGGACUAGCAAACAUACAAUGGACGAAGUCCUCAAGGCUAUGAAGGAAGCUAGAGUACCCGCUGGACCUAUCAAUUCAAUUGCAAAUCUCGCCGAGGACGAGCAUCUCGUUGCAAGGGGAAUGGUGGAGAGUGUGCCAGUGCACUCCAAGAAGCUCGACAAGACCUGGGAGGUCAAGGUGCCUGGCGUAUCGCCUAUUCUCGAUCGAGGCGGAACUGGGACACGUUGGGCCGGCAGAGAUUUGGGAGAGGACAAUGAGGAAGUGUACAGAGGAGAAUUGGGGAUGAGCGAGGCAGAGGUGGCUGCGCUGAUCAAGGAGGGCGUCAUUUGA
This is a messenger RNA of Microstroma glucosiphilum, 1356 nucleotides long. Its product is annotated as CoA-transferase family III. The transcript has 4 exons. Lineage: Eukaryota; Fungi; Basidiomycota; Exobasidiomycetes; Microstromatales; Microstromataceae. Gene Ontology annotation, molecular function: catalytic activity. Bases 1 to 1356 code for a protein of 451 amino acids. The record is from RefSeq and is a predicted model, not a curated record.